Molecule: messenger RNA, 1245 nt
Organism: Podospora anserina S mat+
Lineage: Eukaryota; Fungi; Ascomycota; Sordariomycetes; Sordariales; Podosporaceae
Exons: 4
Coding region: 1-1245 (414 amino acids)
Source: RefSeq, a predicted model, not a curated record
AUGGCGGGGAGACCAAACAACAGAGGACCCGGCGGCGGCCAGCCACCAGUCCCGCCAGCAGCCCAGCGUCAAAACGAAUACUUUGUGCCCCGUGAUGGCAUCGAUCGCGAGGUUAUCACAUCAGACAUUUGCAGAUACCUGGGAAACGAUGCGUUGGUGCGCCCUGGCACCUACGAGUCCCCAGAUGGACGUGUCACCCAAGGUUAUUUCAUCACGGCAUACCGAAAUUUGACGUCGGCCAUGAUUCAAGAUCUCAAGGCCGACUCCGCUCGGUGGGAGCAGGAACGGCGCGCAGCGUCCAGGUCUUCGGGCGGCGGCGCUGGAGGCGCUCGCGAGCAGACCCGCGGGCAAUCUGACUACAGCGCGUGGAAGAACCGCCAACGGGAACAGGAGUACGAAGCCUCGUACGGCGCCACUGCCAUGGAUAUUGACUACCAGCCGGCUCCUCCGCCGCCCAAGAACCCGGGCUACGGUGGCCAGCCGUACCCCGGACCUCCCCCUCCUGCCGGAUACCCCCAGGGUGCUUACCCAACACAGGUUCAUCCCGCUGCCGCUCCCCAGUAUCAAACUCAGCCCUACGGAGGAUAUCCGCCCAAUGUUCCGCCAACUCAGUAUUCCCCAGGACCUCAGGGAGGUGACAGAUACGCCGGGAUGGUUCCUCCUCCGCCGAUCCAAGGACAAUUCGCCCAGGAUGCUGCCUUCAUCCACGGAUCCAACUACCAGACUGCCCCUGGAUAUGCCAAUGCACCGAGGAUGCCGGCUAUGCCAUUGGCCCCUUCAUCCGCCCCCCCUUCGAGGGCUUUCAGCACGCCAACAUCAGGUCCUCCGUUUGGCUCGGAAGCAGACCCAUAUGGCUACCCGCCUCCUGCUGGGAUUCCGGCCAGCCAGGCCUUCCCAGCCGACCCUCUUUAUGGCCGCGGUGCGUAUAGUACAACAACAAUCACAAACCCACCCGAGGCUUCGUCUGAUGAUUUAGGUUCCCCUGCAGGUACAGCGCAACGGCAAGGCUACCCGGCCGCCCCGGACCAGCCGCCAUAUGAGGAUCACAACAGUCCGGUGCUUCCCAACACCACCGUUCCUCCAACCAGCUCGACACCCACGAGUGCCGGACCGUCCAGUGGCAGACGCGACCGCGAUUCAGAACCGAGAGACCGAGAGCGUGAUCAUCGAGAGCACAGAGCUCGCCGUUCCGAGACCGAACGCGAUGAUAGGCACGGAGACCGGAACAGGCAUCACCGUCGCUAA